Striga asiatica is the source of this 429-nucleotide messenger RNA. The record is from the annotation of a GenBank genome assembly. NCBI's taxonomy places the organism in Eukaryota, Viridiplantae, Streptophyta, Magnoliopsida, Lamiales, Orobanchaceae.
AUGCCCUCCACGGACAAUCACUCUCUCUCAUCGCAUGAAACUCGGCAACAAAAGUUGAAACCGAACUCAGACAACCGAGCAACCCUAACUGAAUACCAGAUGCCACCAUUCGCGAGAGCAGCCAUUGCGCAAGCCGCAAUAACAUUUGCAGCAAGAGUCCCGAACGGCAUCCAUUUUGCCAUGCCAUUUUUACCCAAGCCACGCCCGUUAAAACGGGCCAAGAACCACCUGGCCCACACGCCAAAAGGGCCCACCAAGCAGCCCAAGAACAGCUGGGCCCUAUUGCCACCUUCUUCAAAUUCUUUCGCUGCUAAGGUUCCGAACAAACCCCACAACAUUACCAGCAUCAGUAAAAGAAUCACCAUGAAUGUCACCAAAAAACGAGACUCGUUCGAAGUAUAUGGAUUGAGGCACGUUUUUGUGCUGUAA